AUAUUGCCAAUCACAGAAACCAGAUAUGGAUAAAUUCGAACUAAUGGAAUUCCAAUAUAAACUUUUUUCCCUGAUGGAAAUAUUGUAUACAUUUGAUUUGGGCGACGAGAUAGGGCGUGGAAAUUUGCAAAAACUGCUUUCGUAUCUUUUAAAAACAUUCCGCCUUGAUGAAAAGGUUAUUGAAGUUGUUGUACGUUGUGCAGAGAAUCUUAUAUCUGAUCAAAAUGCACGCAUACAGCUAUUUGUGGAGAUCAUACAAGAUAUCUGCGGUUUGAACAGUAACCCAAAUGAUCUUUUGCACGAUCGGACAUUAAUCAGCGAAUUAUUGGCGAGCUCAUCAAAUGCAGAUCUAAAUUUAAAAUUAUCUUCGCUAAAGGUUAAGCUUCUUGAUCUGGAGGAACAAGAAAUGAAUUUUGUACAACGUAAAGAUUACAUGCGUGCGCAGCAAAUAACCGAGGAGAAAUAUGCCACCACAGAAGAGUAUACGAACUUGUUGCAACCGCUUUUAGAUAAUCAUCCAAAUGCAGACAUGUCCUAA
This is a messenger RNA of Rhagoletis zephyria (snowberry fruit fly), 538 nucleotides long. RefSeq lists its product as uncharacterized. Lineage: Eukaryota; Metazoa; Arthropoda; Insecta; Diptera; Tephritidae. The record is from RefSeq and is a predicted model, not a curated record. Gene Ontology annotation, biological process: mitotic chromosome condensation. Gene Ontology annotation, cellular component: cytoplasm; condensed chromosome; condensin complex.